CAGACACACAGCAGAGAGGAGAGGAGAGAGAGAGAAGGAGCAAACAAGACACUAUCAUGACGCCGUGGCUCCAGGCUGGAAAACAGAAACAGUCACACUGACAGGGGGCUGCGUCUGAGGAGGACAUGACAUUCGUGUGACCUACAUUACUGCUCCUAGAAGAUCUUUAUUGCUACCUUCUCCUCUGUUGGUCCUACCUGCUGCACAACCGUCCUUCCCCCAACUCCGGAUUGAACCAUCUGCUCCUGGGCACAGGGGAUGUAGGCUGCUCUCAGUUUGGAUACUCUGAGAAUUACAUCAACAUCAAAGUCCAUUGCGUUUCCCUACAUCAGACCUGAAGAGGACGGAUUUUGUUGUUUUAAGGGACAUAUGCUGCUCUGGGAAUAAGAAACAUAUCGAUGACGAAAGGCAUUUUAAAUGGGAACAUUGGGAGUUCUGGAUGUCUUGCCCCUUAUUAAAUCAUUCAGAAGUCAGUAGUGGAUUGUACACUAAAAUAACAGAAAAACAAAUCUAAAUCUGAUCUUCAGCACUCUUUCCUGGGUGUUGUGUGGAAAAGUCUUGCAGGAAGGGGUUACAACCCUCUAAUUGUGAUUGCAAGAUCCAGAAAAGGGUGUGUCUGAAUGUCUUGGCCCUCCGUAUGUCUACAGAAAUGCAUCCAAUUUUCACAACAAAAGCCAUGCCUUGCCUAAAAUCCAUCAGUUUCAAAUACUCUUAAGAAGUUAAUGUGAAUGAUUUUCACCGUCCUCUCUGAUGCAUAAUGGAAUGAAUUGUGAGACAAAGAGAUAAAAAAAACCUUGUAUCUGAACAAGCCCCCUCUCCUGGCUACACUGUGGCAUAAGGGGUGUGUUUGGAGGUUCACCCCCAGCUGGCUGGCGCUCGCAGAUGGAGGCCCACCAACACUCCCCAGAUAGCAGCAGCGAGGAGUGCACCGUCCUGGAGGCUCCACCCGGCAAAAAUGCCUGCCCACAACAUUCAGGGAAGGUGGCAGACCACUACUGUUCAGCAUGCGAGUGUGCGCUGUGUGAGGACUGUGUAGGGGACCAUGUAGAGCACCCUAAAGUACCCCUCAGCCAGGCCCUGGAGCAGCACCGGAGCAGCCUGCAGGAGAGCCUGGGGACUAUCCAGAGCAGGCUGCCUCAGAUUUCAGACGCCCUCUCCUUCAUUAAAGAGAUUCUUCAGCAGCUGACAAAUCAGAGAGCUUCCAUCGAAGAGGACAUCCAGUCCAGCUUUGAGGAUCUGCACAAGCAGCUGGAUGUCCGGAAGAGUGUUUUGCUGAUGGAGCUGGAGGUCACAUAUGGUCUCAAACAGAAGGUCCUCCAGGCCCAGGUUGAUAGCCUUGUCCGGGGGGAAGGUGACAUCAUGGCCUCUAGUACUCAGACGGAAGAGGCUCUGGCUGGGGAGGCAUGUGUGGCAAGCCAUCAGGUGGAACGGGAACUGCAAGAGAAUCUUCAGGAGCUUGCCGGUCUCGGGCUACCAUGUCAGCCAGAGGAGAACGAUCAGCUGGAUCUGAUAAUGGAGACUGACGGGUUAAGGAAGUCUAUACACAACUUAGGGACCAUCGUUACAACCAGUGCCGUGGCAAGCCAGAGUGAAGCCAUGGGUGCAGGCCUGGAGCAGUGCAUUGUGGGACAUCCUUCCUCUGUUACCAUAGUGACAAGAGACAAGUCAGGUGGAGCCUGUAAGAGUGGCAAUGCAAUCCUGUCAGCGGAGGUGUUCACCCCUGAUGGAAGCAUAGUGGACGGUGAAAUAGUGGACCACAAGAAUGGAACCUAUGAGUUUGUGUACAUAGUACCAAAGGAGGGUAACUUCUCAUUGGCUCUUCGUCUGUAUGACCAGCACAUCAAAGGAAGCCCUUUCAAACUGACAGUCAGUGGCGCAUUUGAGGCUGAAGUCGAGGUGUCCCCCUCCACCACCACUGCAACAAACUCAGCUGCUUACGCAACCCCAUCCACGGGCUCCUCUGAGGGGGCAAAACGACGAGGAAAGUCCCCUGGCCAGAAGAAGAAAGGUUCCAAGAGGGCCAGCAGCGCCCUGGGCACCCCACGACGCAAAACCCAGAACCCCAUUGAGGACGACCUGAUCUUCAGGAUUGGAACAAAGGGGAGGAACAAAGGAGAGUUCACUAAUCUUCAAGGAGUGGCUGCCUCUUCCACUGGCAGGAUCCUGAUUGCUGACAGCAACAAUCAGUGUGUUCAGAUUUUUGCAAAUGAGGGGGAAUUCAAGAGCCGUUUUGGGGUGAGGGGACGAUCACCGGGGCAACUACAGCGUCCUACAGGGGUAGCUGUGCACCCCAGUGGUGACAUCAUCAUUGCUGACUAUGACAACAAAUGGGUCAGCAUCUUCUCCUGUGAAGGAAAGUUCAAGGCAAAGCUUGGCUCUGGGAGACUCAUGGGGCCAAAGGGUGUGACCAUAGACCUGAAUGGAAAUGUGAUAGUUGUUGACAACAAGGCAUGCACUGUCUUCAUCUUCCAGCUGACUGGCAAGCUCAUCACCAAGUUUGGAAGUCGAGGCAAUGGUGACAAACAAUUUGCAGGUCCACAUUUUGCAGCAGUAAACAAGAACAAUGAGAUCAUUGUGACUGACUUCCAUAACCACUCUGUCAAGGUCUUCACCCCAGAGGGAGAACUGGUGUUGAAAUUUGGAUCUAACGGUGAGGGAAACGGCCAAUUCAACGCUCCCACUGGUGUAGCUGUGGACAAUAAUGGGAACAUCAUUGUAGCUGACUGGGGCAACAGCAGAAUACAGGUGUUUGAUGGCAGUGGCUCCUUUCUGUCCUACAUCAACACGUCAGCGGACCCUCUUUAUGGACCCCAAGGUCUGGCUCUGACCUCAGAUGGACAUGUGGUAGUGGCUGACUCUGGUAACCACUGCUUCAAAGUCUACCGCUACCUACAAUGAUGGAGGCUGGGAUGGAGGUGUAAAGCCAAUGGAGGAGAGACGGACAGGGGAAGCAGUUGAUGGAGUGGAGCGAUAAGGUGCAUGACGUCCAAUUCUAAGAAUUGUUGCAUGAAACUCUACUGCUGUGUGUAACAAUGUAAAGGAGGAUCGGGUAGAAAAUAAACGAUAACAAAGAAGGACCAGUCAUAAUUACAUCACUAUACCAAAAUGGAGAGAAAAAUCAGGUUGACAUCAUGAUGGUUCUGAAACAAUCAAACUGGGAUACUGGAUGAUAGAGACUGGGCUCUGAAGCACACUUACCUUAAAAUCUGAAUGGAGGAGCUGUUCAGGGAAAACUGCAAGUUGAUGGUCUAUCGUUAGAACGCUUAAUGCUGCCCUCAUGCAAAUUCAUCAAUUAUUACUGAAAAGGAUGAAAGGCUGAUGCAAUGCUGG
Labrus bergylta (ballan wrasse) is the source of this 3330-nucleotide messenger RNA. The record is from RefSeq and is a predicted model, not a curated record. Lineage: Eukaryota; Metazoa; Chordata; Actinopteri; Labriformes; Labridae.